Molecule: messenger RNA, 1387 nt
Organism: Pyrus x bretschneideri (Chinese white pear)
Lineage: Eukaryota; Viridiplantae; Streptophyta; Magnoliopsida; Rosales; Rosaceae
Product: L-lactate dehydrogenase B
Exons: 2
Coding region: 149-1201 (350 amino acids)
Biological process (GO): carboxylic acid metabolic process
Cellular component (GO): cytoplasm
Molecular function (GO): L-lactate dehydrogenase (NAD+) activity
Source: RefSeq, a predicted model, not a curated record
GACAGUCAAUUCACAACAUUGACCCAAAACAUCCUCCGCACUCAACUGCUCUGCAACUCCUCCCUCUCCUCGACACACCCAUAUAAAACCCUUCACAAACCCUCCUUGUCUGCAAACCGCCAUACACCCACAAAAAUCAACCUCCACAAUGCAUAAAACUCCUUCAGGCUCCACGCUGGGCGCCGGUGGCCUCGACCUCACCCAGGCCUUCUUCAAGCCCAUCUCCAAUGCCGCCGCUCCCUCCCUCACCAAACGCCACACCAAGAUCUCCGUCAUCGGCGCCGGCAACGUCGGCAUGGCCAUCGCCCAGACCAUCCUCACCCAAGACCUCGCCGACGAGCUCGUCCUCGUCGACGCCAAGCCCGACAAGCUCCGUGGCGAGAUGCUCGACCUCCAGCACGCCGCCGCCUUCCUCCCCCGCACCAAGAUCCUCGCCGACGUCGACUACGCCGUCACCGUCGGAUCCGACCUCUGCAUCGUCACCGCCGGCGCACGACAGAUCGUUGGCGAGUCCAGGCUCAAUCUCCUCCACCGCAACGUCGCUCUCUUUCGGAACAUUAUCCCGCCGCUAGCAAUGUAUUCGCCAGAGACGAUCUUGAUGAUCGUGUCCAACCCAGUUGAUAUCUUGACCUACGUGGCCUGGAAGUUGUCCGGAUUCCCCAGCAAUCGGGUUGUCGGUACGGGUACCAAUCUGGAUUCGUCCCGGUUUCGGUUCCUCAUCGCCGAUCACCUCGAUGUCAAUGCUCAGGAUGUGCAGGCUUACAUUGUUGGGGAGCAUGGUGACAGCUCGGUGGCAUUGUGGUCGAGCAUUAGUGUCGGGGGAGUGCCGGUGUUGAGUUUCUUAGAAAAGCAACAAAUAGCAUACGAGAAAGAGACGCUAGAGAGCAUUCACAAGGCGGUUAUAGACAGUGCCUAUGAGGUGAUAAGUCUGAAAGGGUAUACUUCCUGGGCAAUUGGGUACUCGGCAGCUGCGCUAGCUAAGAGCAUACUGAGAGAUCAGAGGAAGAUUCACCCGGUUUCCGUGCUUGCAAAGGGGUUCUAUGGGGUGGAUGGUGGAGACGUGUUCUUGAGCUUGCCUGCCCAGCUUGGGAGGGGUGGGGUGUUGGGGGUUACCAACGUGCAUUUGACUGAUGAGGAGGAACAAAGGUUGAGAGAUUCUGCUAAUACCAUUUUGGAUUUGCAGGGUCAGUUGGGACUCUGAACUUGAUUGGAAGAAUUUCUUUGUUCGGUUUGAAGGGAAGAGUUGUCCAGGCUUUGUAAGGUCGCUCGCUAAUAUGAAACAUGCUCAUGAUGUACCAAAACAAAAUAAAGAAACAAACCGUGUGUUGGUUUAACUUUUGGCUUUUGCUGUGCUUCAUAUGUUGCAAUGAAUGAUGCAGUUGUAUUA